GUCAACUGUCAUGCUUCACUAAAAACAUCUAAAUGUCACCAAAAGCACAAAAUAUUGUCAAAUUCUGUCUUCAAAUUCAAUCAAUUAUAAUUUCCAAUUAAAGAAAUCUCAAUGUUUUCGAUUUUGAGUCCAAACAUUUUGCUGAUAUUUCUCCUAAUCAAAGUAAUGUGAUGAACAUAAAAUAAUUAACCCACCCAAUAAAAAAUGGAUAUUAUACACCAAUCUUUGAGUCAGCAAACUUUGCAAAGCACCAUUGAAGACCUUCCAGAUGAAGUUUUAGAAUUUAUUUUGGGGUUUUUGCCACCUUACAAAGAUUUACAGAAUUGUAUGAUAGUUUGUAAACGGUGGUACAAUUGUUCUCAAAAUGUCUUACAUAAAACAUCAAUAAAAUUGAUAAAAGCCGUGGGAGAGUUUAAAAUAUUAUGGAAAAAUAUAACUUCAACUGAAAUGGUGCCCACUAUUACCAAACGAUUUUCACAUGCUGCAUGUGUACUUGAGAAUAACAUGUACAUAUUUGGAGGCUGCACGACUAACGCAACUUCAUUUAAUGAUCUCUGGAGGUUUGAUUUAUCCAUUAGGCAGUGGGUAAGGCCCUUGGCUACUGGCACAUAUCCUGUCCCAAAAGCAUAUACUUCAAUGGUUCAUUAUAAAGACUGUUUAAUUGUUUUUGGAGGUUGGACAUAUCCUUCACUAUCUCAAUAUUAUCAAAAUGUUACAAUGUUCAAUGAAAUACACUUUUAUUGUGUAAAUACAAAUAAAUGGAUCUUAAUAAAUGCAACAAACUGUCCUCCACCAAUGGCAGGACAUUCAGCUUGUAUGAAAGGCGAUGAAAUGGUUGUGUUUGGAGGAUUAAUUAUGUCACCAAUUCAAAAUCAUCAAAUUCAAUGUUCUAAUGAUGUGUGGGUUUUAGACAUACCUACACUCACUUGGAGACUUCAACCUACAACUAAACCAAGGCCUGCACCAAGAUAUGCACAAUCACUCAUUAGUUUGGAUUCAGACAGGUUGAUGCUCCUUGGGGGAGUUCAGACUUUACAGAACCGCUUUGUAUAUAGUGAUUGCUGGGUGCUGACAAUGAAAGGCCCAGUGUGGACAUGGAAAGAACUGGCAGUCAAAAACAAAGAAUGGGCAUCUGCAAACAUUUGGUGCAAUCCUGCUUGCAGAGUUGGUGAUAAGGUUGUGAGCUUAAGUAGAAGUAGAAAUGGUUGGAACAGUGCUAAACCUUUGGUUACAUCUGCAGUAAGGUUAUCUGCAUUGAGUAGACCCGAAGGAGCUCCAGUUUCAGUAAGAGUUGAGCAAAGUUUACAAAGGCCUUUGGAUAGGGAUCAAAAUAUAAAUGGUAGAAGAGGUGUACUGCCUAGACGACUAUCAAACCCACCAAGAGAAGAAGAAUUGAACCCUAAUAAUGAACCAGUUGCUGGACCCAGUAAUGAGCAUGAAAGAGAAAGGUCUCACAAUCAAGCUGGCAAUGAAAAUAAUUCUGAUCUUAAUGGCCGUCUUGUUGGUGUCAAUUCAGAUUCAAAACAAAACAAUGGAAUAGACAUAAACAAAAAAGAUUUGGCUUUGAGAAGAAAUAAAAAUAAGAAUAAAGGGAUGAAAAUAGUAAGACAACUGCAAGAAGCUAAUAAGUACAGGAUGGCAGCAUUUGCAUGUGAUACAUCCCAAAAUAAUACACCUCCAGAAAAUGAUCUCAUAAAUCAAAGACAGAUAGCUCAUUUAGAAAAUAGAAGAGAACCUUUGCCUUCUCCCCCAAAUCCUCCACCAAGUCAACCUGCAGUAAAAAAAGUCAAACGAAAUACUUUGACUAUGCAUGUUUUAGAUAUUUCUACUAUAGUUGAUGGUAAUUCACUUAAUUACGUGGCAUGGCUCUGUCCUCGUUUAGGUGAAAUGACUGGGGCACCUGAAGAAUUAGUUAUGUAUUCACUUGUGAAAGGAAAUGGGGAACUAAUAAUGUUUGGUGGUGUUCACAAUGAUAUCAGUAUUUUAAAUUAUGCAGAGCAUCAAAAUAUGUACUCAAAUUCUUUGCAUUUUAUAACACCACCCAGAGAUAUCAUAUAAACAGAUGUGUAAUUCAAAUUGUUGCUUUAUCUUUUUAAUUUGUGUAUAUUUUCCUAGGUAAUUCUAGUUAUUUAUGCCUGCAGACUCUCUGAAAUUUUAUGAUUUAAGUUUCAAAUUGUUCAGUUAUAUAGUAUUGCGUUGGUUAAUUCCUAUUAUAGUUGCAACAAUAAAUAUUUGCUUUAUAAACCUAAAUCAUCACGAUUUUUCGCCACUAAUCUUGUUCUAUUUGUACUGUCUCAGCAAUCUUAAUAAUAAUGAAAUGUGUUCUGUGAUUUCUGUUGUAAAUAUGGCUUAUUGUAUAUGUAACUUAGCUUAUGAUUAAAAGUUGAUUUAUUACUAAAUAUUAUUUAUUUAAUUAAAAACGAAUCUAUUACAUAAAAAAGUCAAAUUCAUUUAGUUCAGUUGUCUUUCAUUAGACCUCCAAAAACAGCUGCUGGAAUUUCUUUUUUCUGAACAGGAGCAAGUUCGCCUUCAUCUUCGCUGUUUUCAGAAUCUUCAUCAAUAUCGAUUUCAUCAGGAUUGACCACUUUAUCACCACUUUCUUUAAGACCUUGUGUUUCACCACGCACAAAUGCAAUAUUACCUUUACUUUGAACUGCCAUUUCAGCAGCUUUAGCUUCUAACAUUCUCAUACCAUCCUUCAUACCUGGGGCUAAGUCAGAAACUGUACCAGCUGCUUGUGCUGCUGAACUUAACAUUUGAGCAGACAUCAUGUUGACCUGUGUGUUAUAUGUAGCCUGAACACUGCGCUUUAUUCUCAGCAUUUCUCUCAUAGUAUCUUCAUUUCCAUGUCUUACUUCAAAUUCUUUCCAUGUAUUCCAAAACUCCGCUGUAAUUCUGGGAUCACACAUCUGACUACAAUGAGCAUAUAUUGCUCGUGCUCUAUCAAUUUCCCCAAGACGUGUUUCCAUUUCAGAAAAGCGAACACACAUCUCCCUCGCUUUUUCAUCAGGAAGUGUUUCAAUUGCUUUUUCAUAUAUUUGGCGUGUUUUAGGUACACCAUAAAUUUCAGCAGCCUUCUUUAUGUAAAUAUUAAACAUUUCGAACAUUUCUUCUGGUAGUACAGCAGUUGUCGCUCGUUCAUAAACUGCCAUAGCAUGUCUUGCAAGACCAUGUUCUUCUUCUAAUUUAGCAUAUAGUAAAAAUAUAGAUUUCGCAAAUUGUGGAGGACAAUGUUCCAGACAUUGCUCAAAUAAAUCUCUCGCUCUUUCAAGUUUUGUACCUCCAUAUCUUUUAAGAAAUUUUGUUAGGUAAGUAUUCCAAAUGUCAUAAACAUUCGGCCAUUUAAAUAAUGCUAUGCCCUUUUCAUAGGCUCUGAAAGCUUCUUCAAAGUAAUUGUGUUCCUCUAGGAAGAGACCAUAGUUUAUUAUAAUUUGUGGUGUUGCAAUUUUUAAAUCUAUUAUAUGGUCAUAUACUGCCUUACAUGAUUUAUAUGUCCCAAAACUUUCUUCUAGAUCAGCAUACAUAGACCAUACCUUCAAAGAUUUAUAUAACCUCAUCUGUACUGUUUCAGUAUCAUCAUGAUAUGCCACUUUUCUGCUAGGUAAAACUGUAGCCUUCUGCAUGAGUUUGAGCGCCUCUUCAUAGUUUUCAUGUCUUAUUUCCAUUUCUGCCCAUUCACACCAAACUGAUGCUAAAUCAUCAACUUUGGCAUAGUUAACCUGUGUUGCUUUUUCAAAAAUAAGUCUUGCAUCUUCUAUUUGUUCAUUUUUUUCAUAAAAUUUUGCAAAACCAACCCAUAAAGUAUAUAAUUUGCCCACAGCAAGUUUGGGAUCUACUGUUUGCACAGCCUCAGUAUAUGUAUCAAUAAUUUCAUGAGGUUUGUCUUCAUAAAGUUUGACUCUUUUAUGCCAUUCAGCCACAUUGUGUGGGUUUUGUCUUAGAAGUACAGAGUUUAGUAACAGAAGUCUUCUUUCCAUAAGAUACUCAAAUCUAGCAAGUCUCAGUUCUAGGUCAAUGUCAUCAUCUUCAGUGGGGCUAGGCUUUUUGGCAACUUCUUCCAUUUUCUUGCUUAAACUAAGUUCUUCAAAUUGAGCAUAUGCAUCAAAUACUUGUGUAAAGUCCCGUACAGUAGUUACAGUUUGGAUAGCUUCUUCAUAAAUAUCUCUAGCUCUUUCGAAUAAACCACUCCUUACAUAAUAAUCAGCCAAUGAAUUCCAUAAAUGACCUAGUUGAUCGGUAUAGCGUCUUAGUCCACCUCUAAUAAUAGCAUCCACAUUCAAAGUAUGGAUUUGAUCAGGGUUCUUAGAAAUUAACUCACAAAGUUCAUUCCAUAGUUGAUGGUUUGAUUUACCAUGUUUUGACUGAAAGUUCUCAUUAUUUACUAUUUGAGCCAAUUUUACUGCAGCUUCAUCCAAUUUGUUUAUAGAAAUUAAAUAAUCAAUGUAUUCUUCUGUAUCUUCUGGGCAUAGUUUAAGGUACCUUCUAAAUACCCUUACAGCUGUUUCAGAUAUAUCAUGUUUUUUCAAGAAGCUUAAAUAAAGAGGCCAUAUUCUAUGAUGUUGUGUUAUAGGUAAAGCUCUUAAAGCACUAUCAAAAGCUUUUCUUGUAAUCGUGAUUUUACAUUGAUCAGUGAGAAAAGUGCAGUAGUCCAUCCAAAUUCUAGGCAUUUUAUGCAUAAAUACCAAAGAUCUUUCAAAACAAUUGUUCACAUCUUCAAAACAAGGAUCAGUAAUACAUUUCCCUCGUAUCUGACUUCUUCGUAACUUUAGAUAGUUAUACCAAAGCUUAAAUGAUCCUGGCAACUCCUUUAAGGCUCUCUCAUAGAUCAUGUUAAUUUCAUGUUUAGGAGCAGCUUUCUUAUGUUCAAUGUAUCUUAGCCAAUGUUUUACCGAAAACGGAUUUCUUAGAAUUUCCUCUUCAUAAGGCAAAUCCUCUUCACUCUGAAAAUUAACAGAAUAAUAUUAAUAU
Molecule: messenger RNA, 4968 nt
Organism: Spodoptera exigua (beet armyworm)
Lineage: Eukaryota; Metazoa; Arthropoda; Insecta; Lepidoptera; Noctuidae
Source: the annotation of a GenBank genome assembly